Messenger RNA from Hydra vulgaris (swiftwater hydra), 2375 nucleotides. The record is from RefSeq and is a predicted model, not a curated record. Lineage: Eukaryota; Metazoa; Cnidaria; Hydrozoa; Anthoathecata; Hydridae.
UCUAUUUCUUUUUAAAUUAAAUCAAGAAUGAUCCAAAGACGAAUAGUUUCACAAGAUGAAAUGUUGUUACAGCAACAACUGAAUGGAAAAAAAAUGCACCGUCAAUUUUGUUCAUUACUUUUUCAAUAUGCUGAUGUCAGCUUUAAUGAUUUUGAAUUGUCUCCCAAUAGCAGAGUUAACUGGAUUGAUCUUGAGAACAUUGAGAGUAGAUUCUUACUUUCGUCAUAUGGUGAUGGAAGUAUCAUGAUAUUUGAUCUCUUUAAACCCUUCGAUAGCCAUAUUUACAAAAAUCUUGCUAAGAUUGAUAGAACAGUUUUUGGUAGUCACAAAAUGUCUGUAGAUUGUGUACAAUGGUAUCCUCAAGACACAGGAAUGUUUGUUAGUUGUGGAGCAGAUCAAACAGUUCGAAUUUGGGACACCAAUGAAGUACAGGUAGCUUACAAAUUCGAAUUUCAACAUAAAACAUAUAACUUUGACAUUUCACCAAGUCAUGCUUUAAUAUCUGUGACAUCUAAGGAUUCCAAUCUUUAUUUAUGUGAUUUAAAAAGUGGAUCAAAAACUCACACAUUAAAAGGCCAUCAAAGUAGUUCUUUGUUAACUAAAUGGUCACCUCGAAAUCAAAAUGUUUUAGUAUCAACAAGGUGUGUUUUAGGGGAAGUAUAUUUGUGGGAUAUUCGAAAAGCUAAUUCCUUGCUUAUGAAAUUUUCAAAUGGCAUUAAAGAUGCACAUAAUGGAGCUGUGAAUGGUCUGUGCUUUGCACAAGGUGGUCUUUAUCUUAUAACUCUUUCGACAGAUAAAACUGUUGGUUUAUGGGAUUUUUCAAAUGGAACAUUAGCUAAAACAAGAUAUGAAAAUGUUGCUAAUGAUUUAUGCCAACCAGUACGACUUUCUGUAACCAACUGUUUACAAAAAGAUGUUGUCUUUGUUCCUUCUCAAGAAACUAUUAAGAUUUUUGAAAUACAGAGUGGAAAAUGUACAAAAACUUUGUCUGCUCAUUUGAUGAAAACAACUUCUUGUGAUUUCAACGACAAUUCAAUGAUACUCUAUAGUGGGUCUGCAGAUACUAAAAUUUUGGAAUGGUCAUACCAGAAAACCACGCAAACUACGCAAACCCACUGGGAAGAAUAAUGAAAUUAUUCUGAAAAAACCAAGUCUGUCUCGUCAUAAUUUAUAUUAGGAUCACUAAACGAAAGCUUAGUAAUGCAGUACGUACCAACAGUGUGGUGAAUUAUCGAUUAUAUAUCGAUGAAUAUCGAUAUAUAAUCGAUUAUAUCGAUUAUCGAUGUUUAACGAUAAAAGACAAGGAACUGUUAAGUGUUUAUAGCAUUUGAUUAAUUGACGUUUUUCAGUAUAAAAAUAACUUUUAUAGUGUUAGCUCCCCAAUCUACACUCAAGUUUCCGAUAUUAUAUAUAAUUAACAGAAGAAACAUGUACGAAACACUGCAUUAAAACAGAAGAAGCAUGUACAAAAUGUGUACUUUACAACAGAAGAAAUACGUCAAUAACGUGCACUUUACUACGCAUUUGCAACAGCAAUUACUUUACAAUAUGCACAUGUUGGACUUUAACAUCUUUUUAAAAAAUUGAUAAAAAGAAUAAAAGAACUACAUUUAUUGGAAUUUUAAAAAAGUAUGUUUAUAUCAGUUGGCGUUGAGAUCAUAAAACUUAACAAACGACAGAAUCAUACCAUAAAACUAAAACAUUUUGAUUUUCUUACGGUAAACCGAUACCACCGGUAAACACGAUAACACGAUACAUGUUAUAGUAAAGUCAAAGGUUUUAAAUUCAGAUGUUACGUGCACACACAAAAUAAAAUAAAUCGAAAUCAGGCUUUUUUUUUUUUUUUUUUUGGUACUAUUUAAAAAAAGUAAAAGCAUUCCUAGAGUAACCGAGAAUAAUAACCGAGAACUAGAAAAACCGAGAAUAACCGAGUAACCGAGCUAAGAAUAUUCAAGGUCAUUCAAAAAAUGUAGCAUAUCAUCGACAAAGUUUUUUUUAGCGAUUUUAACGGCUGUUGUUAGUCUUAGCGGUAGACCUGAGUUAAAAUGUUGAACUAAAAAGGUAGUGUAGCUUCUGUUUUGUAAUUUUAGAAACCGAAAUACAACCAUUAGAUUAAGUAGGAAAACGGUACCACAUUGCUCAUUCGGCCAAAGUUUAUGGCCUCAUCGUAUUUAUAUUUUUUUAUCAUCUAAUUUGUUAUGUUCUAAAUUUAAAAUGUUAAAAUAUAUUUGAUAAUAGGUCAAAAUUGUAUUAUAAAAAAAUGAAUGUUUUUAUUUUAUUUAUUUUAUUUUUUUACAUUUAUCUUAAGAGGAGGGAACUUAAAGACAAAAGACUAUUUAUAGAAUAAAGGCGUUUUCUUGAGCAUAAAAACAUAA